AAGAACGUUGCGCACAAUACACACACCCACUCCAUUGAGGAAGGAAGGUUACAGUUAGAACUGUAAGCGAUGGCUCUCCAAAAAGGCACAUUUUACCUGUUUACAAACUGAAGUUUUGUGUUGGCGUCAACAAAUCUACAAACAAUAAAGGUAAACUGUCAAACAGAACGGAAGAGUGUCUCUGGACAACUGUCAGCGUAUAAAAAGGAGCAUUUUGAAGAAAGCGAAAGUAAACUACGCGUUUUCAGAAGGGCCCUGCAUUGCCGACAGCGACACCAUGGCUGAAUGUGAUUGGAAUGAGGAGAUGUCAGAGGGUCCAUUCCUCCUUCAGGAAGAUCUGACCUGUCCGGUGUGUAAAGAUCUUUACCGGGAGCCCGUGCUUCUUUCAUGCAGCCACAGCUUCUGCAAGGAGUGCUUGGAGCAAAGCCGAAAGAUGGGGCAGAGGUGUCCGGUGUGCAGGAAGAGCUGUGACGGGGAGCAACCAAUCUCCAACCGGGCGCUGAUGGCCGCUACCGAGUCCUUUCAGAAGGAGAAGCGCUGGCGGGGACCGAACGCAAUCAAUAAUGUGCCUCUUUGUAACCUGCACCGGUUGGAGCUUCAACUUUACUGCGUAAAGGACGAGGAGCCCGUGUGCGUUGACUGUGUCACUCUACAUCGGACUCACGAGCUGCUGCCACUCAACAAGGGGGCGCCGUUGUGUAAGGAAGAACUGACCAUUAAAGUCAACAUAUUGGAGGAGAAAGUGGAGACUUUCAAGAGAAUGAAAAAGAAAUACUCUAACACAGUUGAUUUCAUGAAGAUCCAGACAGAGCAGGCAGAGAAGCAGAUCAAGGCAGAGUUUGAGAGGCUCCGUCAGGUGCUGUGUGUAGAGGAGGCUGCCAGGCUGAAGGCCCUGGCAGACGAGGAGGAGGACAAGAGAUCCAGUAUGGAAGACAGGAUCAGCUCCUUGACCCGUGACAUCGCUGCCCUCACUAAGCUGGUCCAAACAGUAAAGCGGGAGAUGGGGGCGGAGGAUUUAACCUUCUUGCAGAACUUCCAAGCCUUAAAGAAAAAAGCCCAGUGGCCUCGUGAAGACCCCCAGAAUCCCUCAGAUGCUCUCCUGAACAUGGCCAAACACGUGGGCUCUCUGGGCCACAACAUUUGGAAGAGCAUGCAGGCUCACGUCACAUGCAUCCCAGUGGUGAUGGACCCUAACACRGCCUCUCCCUGGCUUUCCAUGUCCCCAGACCUGGCCAGCGUACGGGACAGCCCAGAGCGCCAGUCCCUCCCGGACAACCCUGAGCGCUUCGACCCCUGUGUCUUUGUCCUUGGAGCUGAGGGCUUCCGCUCCGGCAAGCACCGCUGGGAGGUCCAUGUGGGAGACAACCCRAAGUGGAUCCUGGGAAUCUGUAAGGAGUCUGUGGCUCGCAAGAGGAAGUUCACCGUGUCCACAGACAGGGGCGUGUGGACCAUCGGGCUGAGCAAAGGGGUGUACAACGCCCUGACUGGCAAACGCACAGUGCUGGUCGUGGAGAGUCGGCCAGAGAGGGUCCGGGUCAAGCUAAACAUGGAUAAGGGGGAGGUGUCAUUUUGGGACGCAGGCAACGGUGGGAAGCACCUGUGCACCUUCACACACAAGUUUACAGAGAGAGUGUUCCCCAUAUUUGGUCCUGGGCUCCACACCACCCCGAUGGAGGUUAACCCGGCCAAGGUGACCAUUCAUACUGCGUGACAGGGCAGUGUGACAGUCACUACAGCUUGCUAAGUGUCUGGUUCAAUAGCCGAUGAGCAGUCGUAGUACUCGCUUGGAUAGACGUCACAUGUUAUGGUCAGAAGGUAGCCUAAUAUGUGCACUUGAAUAGAUGGCGCAUUCCACUGUUUCAGCACUCAGGUGUGGUUGUAUUCUAGUGGUUUUACUGUGGCUAUAGAUUUGCGUUGAGGUUUGGAUCAAGGCUUUUUGUAUGGUCACAAUCAUCUUUGAAAUUGUGCCAUAGCAGUAUUCCUAUGCUUUCCAUAGGAUGUACAUAAUGCAGGCAUUUAUUACAUGAGGGAUUUUUUUGGACCCUGAUUCUUUAACUGGUAUGUUUAGAUUGCUGAGCUAUUAUACAUAGGGAUUUUCUAGGACUAGAGGGUUUCCAGUGGUAAGAAUGUAUUUUCUGUCAUUUUACUGCGUUCUGAGAUUUAUUGAUAUGUUUACUGAUUUAAUUAUGUUUCUGUAUGGAAUUUUGCGAAAAAUAACUAAUAAAAUGUUGUCACAUGCGCCAAUUACAACUG
Messenger RNA from Salvelinus sp. IW2-2015, 2253 nucleotides. It is a transcript of the gene trim35-28, whose product is annotated as tripartite motif containing 35-28. Gene Ontology annotation, biological process: protein ubiquitination. Gene Ontology annotation, cellular component: cytoplasm. Gene Ontology annotation, molecular function: zinc ion binding; ubiquitin protein ligase activity; protein binding. Lineage: Eukaryota; Metazoa; Chordata; Actinopteri; Salmoniformes; Salmonidae. The record is from RefSeq and is a predicted model, not a curated record.